This is a messenger RNA of Penicillium nucicola, 978 nucleotides long. RefSeq lists its product as uncharacterized. The record is from RefSeq and is a predicted model, not a curated record. Bases 1 to 978 code for a protein of 325 amino acids. The transcript is spliced from 2 exons. NCBI's taxonomy places the organism in Eukaryota, Fungi, Ascomycota, Eurotiomycetes, Eurotiales, Aspergillaceae.
AUGGAUGCCCCUCAAUACGUAUGCGGUACCCAGGGCUUUGGCACCACCUGGUUCAGUGGUAAUAUUGACCUGCUCAUCGAGACUCUCGAGAGUGCGGGCAUCAACCGUUUCGACACUGCUGCCCUCUACCCGGCUACCAAUCCUGGUGUUUCAGAGGAACUCCUCGGCGAGAAGAAGCGUGUGAAUGCCGUCAUCGACACGAAAGUCCUGUUCAUUGGAGAUGGCUCCCUGUCCAAGACGAACAUUGGCAAAUCCAUCUUUGACAGCCUCGACAGACUCAAGAUCAAAAAGAUUCACACCCUUUUCGCUCACGCCCCAGACCGUACAAUCCCGAUUGCCGAGCAAGCUGCCUACUUCGGCCACUACUACAAAUUAGGUCUUUUCGAAAAGCUCGGCUUGUCGAACUACACCCCAGCCAUGAUUCGUGUGUGGAUGGAAGUUUCAAUUGAUCAAGGAUUCGUGAGGCCCUCCGUCUACCAGGGACAAUACAACGUCGUCUGCCGCGGCUACGAAGACGACCUCUUCCCCGUUCUCCGUGAAUUCGACAUUGCCUUUGAAGCGACCUCCCCUUUAGCUGGUGGCUUCCUCACUGGCAAGCUAUCCUACCAUCCCACUUUGCAGAGCUUGGAGGGAACCCGUUUCGAGGUUGGAGAGGGUAACAUGGUUGGAGCGCUGUACCGCAUGUGGUAUGAUCAGCCUGCAUUCCAUGAUGCGAUGCGCCAGCUGGAUGCUAUGGCUAAGGAGCAUGAGACUACUGGGGCCCAGUUUGCUUUACGCUGGCUGCUGUUUCACUCGAAGUUGAAUAGUACUGAUGAGAUUGUCAUUGGCCCGAGCCGCUUCGACCAGCUGAAGAGUUAUCUUGAUGCGCGUGAGGCUGGUCCGUUGCCUCAAGACAAGGUUGAGAGACUCAAUGGGCUUUUCUCAGCUUUGCGAGGAUUGUCCAAGACUAUCAUCGAGAAGGGAUGGUGGGCUCUGUGA